AGUGAGUGAUUGACUUUAUCAGUCCAAGGACAUCAUUCGCCUGGAAAGGGGGGGAAGUUUGAUCUUCUUUCUCACGGAUCCCAGUUACGGGAGUUUUCCUCCCGUUUACCGAGACUCGGAAUUAUCCUUUCGUUUUUCAAUUCAACAUUUCUUUAUUGAAGCCUACGUGAAAUUGUGCUCAGUUUACCGUUACCCACUUCACUCCACUAAACUGGGGUUUCUCAUAUUUUUUUUUUCUUUUUCACUUGCUUUUUCUCGAUUGAGCCCAAUGACUAUGCUCCUUGAUAGCGCUCCUCAGUUCCCUCCACUAGGAGUAGGGGGGUUCGGAACGCCUAGACACCAUGAGUUGGGAAACCGAGAUCCCGGGCUGGGGCUCAGUCCAUUCGCAGAUUCAUCUCACUCGGCUGCCUUCAAGAUAAGUCCCGUUACUCACGAUAUCGCCUCCAGCCAGUCAUCAGCGUUCACCCCGCAAGCUACUGGAUACGCAGCCGCGCUCGGACACCACCACGGAGGACAAGUUGGUUCUUACGCCGGUGGAGCAUUCAAUUCGACCAGGGACUUUCUCUUCAGAAACAGGGGCGCAGGCAUCGGAGAGACCGCACCGCCGAGUGCCCAGCAUGGAAUCUUUGCCGCUUCUGCUGGGAGUCUACACGGGCCCCCCGGAAUUUCGGACAACCCGGGACAUCUGUUGUUUCCUGGACUUCACGACCAGAGCGUGAGCCACACUUCACCGGGAGGACAUGUUGUAAACAGUCAAAUGCACCUGGGUUUACGCGGGGACAUUUUUGGCCGUCCAGAUCCGUACCGAUCUGUGGCCAGCCCUCGUACGGACCCUUACGGCACAGCUCAGCUCCAUAACUACAACCAUCCCAUCAAUAUGAACAUGGGGAUGAACGUACCCACACACCACGGUCCGGGGGCCUUCUUCAGAUACAUGCGGCAGCCUAUUAAGCAAGAAAUGUCUUGUAAGUGGAUAGAUGAGAAUCAGAUGAACAGACCCAAAAAGACUUGUGACAGAACUUUCAGCACAAUGCAUGAAAUGGUGACACAUGUUUCAAUGGAACACGUUGGCGGCCCAGAACAGAGUAAUCAUAUUUGCUUCUGGGAGGAUUGCCCGAGAGAGGGGAAAUCCUUUAAGGCCAAAUACAAACUCGUGAACCACAUCCGAGUGCACACUGGAGAGAAACCGUUCCCUUGUCCGUUCCCCGGUUGUGGGAAAAUCUUUGCAAGAUCAGAAAAUCUUAAAAUUCACAAACGAACUCACACAGGUGAGAAGCCAUUUAAAUGCGAGUUCGAAGGCUGCGACAGGCGCUUUGCGAACAGCAGCGACAGGAAAAAGCACAUGCACGUGCACACAUCUGACAAGCCAUAUAUCUGCAAAGUGUGUGACAAGUCCUAUACACACCCCAGCUCUCUCAGGAAACACAUGAAGGUACAUGAAUCACAAGGCUCAGAGUCGUCUCCAGCUGCUAGCUCUGGAUACGAGUCCUCCACGCCGCCAGUGCUGGUUUCUGCGAACACUGAAGACCCGACAAAAACACCCACGUCUGCAGUGCAAAAUACAUCUGCACACAGCGAUGGACUACCACCUAAUUUUAACGAAUGGUACGUUUGAAGCUCCAAGCAGAUUCUCAAAUGGUGGACCAAAAGGUUGAAGUAACCUUUUAAUAAACUAUUUACGCUAUGGCGUUCAAAAUAGCAUUGAAACAACAGGAAAAGAUGAGAGUUCGCCAACAGGCCUCGUCCAUUCUCAGGAUUCGAAAUUUGACUUUAUUCCGAGUUCGAAGAAAACUAGCAAGACAUACAAUAACAAAAUAACACUUUCUAAGAAUAAAUGGUUUUCAUUUAGUUUUCAGAUUUCAGAUGAUUAUUUUAUUUUUAAUUUUAUGUAUUUUCUGAAGAAAAAAAAACAAUAUUUAAAAAUAAUGGCAAAGAAAGAAUAUUUCACGGUGUUUUAUAUUAAGGUGACACUCACAUCACCUUUUGAUUGAUUGUUAAAACUUCAGACAGUCUUAAGAAACGUGCCAAAGUCUUUGUCUUGAACUUGAACAAAAAAUAAUAAAUCAUAAAUAAGUAUAUAGCCUACUCGUGAAUGUAUUUCCUUGUUUGAUGGAGUCAAAUCUGUUGUCCAAGUCCGUUUUCAGGUGGAGGAAUGUGGUAUUAGCUUACGAUUGUUACCUUUGAAUAUAACGUUGCCUUUGUUAAUAAUGAUGUAAAUACAUAUCCAUGAUGCCAUAUUUAUCAAUUUGUAAUUUAAUUAUCGGCGAAAGAGCCGAAUCUUAAAUGAUAUUUAUGGAAAUGUUUUCUAACAAGACUGUACAGUUUUGAGUCAAUAACCAGUUUUAACGAUGAAAAGGGAGUCAGUUCUAAAGUUCCCACGAUACGAUUGUAUCUUUUUUAACCAAUAAAUGUGUCUUAUCUGGGUCGUAAAGUAUUAAUUAUAUUAAUAUUAUGACAUGACAUGACAUGAUCUAUAUUUUCAAGUAUUUUCCAACGCAAGUUCAUGUG
Messenger RNA from Sinocyclocheilus anshuiensis, 2508 nucleotides. RefSeq names its product zinc finger protein ZIC 3-like. The transcript is spliced from 3 exons. Gene Ontology annotation, cellular component: nucleus. Gene Ontology annotation, molecular function: DNA-binding transcription factor activity, RNA polymerase II-specific; RNA polymerase II cis-regulatory region sequence-specific DNA binding. Gene Ontology annotation, biological process: regulation of transcription by RNA polymerase II. The coding region runs from base 269 to 1615 and encodes 448 amino acids. The record is from RefSeq and is a predicted model, not a curated record. NCBI's taxonomy places the organism in Eukaryota, Metazoa, Chordata, Actinopteri, Cypriniformes, Cyprinidae.